UAUAAAAGGCCUUCACUUCAAUCAUAUCAGGAUGAUGCUCACAAAAUGAACCACAAUUCCAAUUUGAAAUACUCUAUGAUGAUUAAUCUAAAAUUAUACUCUCAAACUGCAUUUAGCUACUUGAGUGUAAUAGAAGAAACUUUCAGACUGAGAGUGUUAAUAAUUCUAUUAUAAACCCAUCAAUCUCUCAACUCUCUCUUCUACACUUCCAUAGACAGCUGUCAAUAAAAUGCAAAGUGCUAUUAUUGAA
This is a messenger RNA of Paramecium sonneborni, 250 nucleotides long. The record is from the annotation of a GenBank genome assembly. Lineage: Eukaryota; Ciliophora; Oligohymenophorea; Peniculida; Parameciidae.